AUGCCACUUGAGCUCCAGGAGAGCCCAGAGUUAAAGACCGUGCGCCCAAUCCUUCGAAUCAACACCCCUCGUCAAGAGGAAGUCGACAACGAAGUAAACAACAUUAUCGAUGGCGUCCGCAAGAUCAACGUACACGUUACCCGCGCCAACUCCGAUGCCAGCAAUGACGCCGACUCCCCGAAAGAUGAAAUUCACCAGGGUCAGCCGCUCGAAUGGUCCGACGACGUAUUCGCAGUGCUUUCUCGCCUCGGUGAGGGAAAUGGGGGCGCAGUGUUCAAAGUGCAGGACAAACGGACUGGCAAGGUCAUGGCUCGCAAGACCAUCACGGCCCGCGAGGCUCCGCCCCAGCAGCUCAAGCGCGAGUUAACAAUAUCUUCCACUGCCGACCAUUUCAACAUUAUCCGAUUCUUUGGCGCAUAUGUGUCCCCUUCAACAUCAGAGGUCAAUGUCCUCAUGGAGUAUUGCCAGGGUGGUAGUCUUGCUGCCGUAAGCGAGCGUAUCAAAGCUAGAAACGCGAGGAUAGGAGAGAAGGUUGCUGGAAGAAUAGCUGAGGGAGUUUUAUCAGGUCUCGCUUACCUACAUUCACUCAAGACCAUCCAUCGAGAUAUCAAGCCAUCGAACAUCCUUAUGACCGCUGAGGGUGUUGUUAAAUUGUGCGAUUUUGGCGUGUCCGGCGAACUUGUGCGAUCAAUUGUGAACACGUUCACCGGAACAUCUCUGUACAUGGCUCCCGAGCGUAUUCGCGGCCAAAGCUACUCAAUUCGUGCAGAUGUAUGGUCGACAGGGCUCACCCUACUUGAGAUUGUCCAGAAUCACUAUCCAUUCCCCGAAGAUCUCACCUCCAUUGAACUCCUUGUGUAUAUAACCAAUGGAGAGCCUCCUCAACUUUCAGAUGAUGAAGACGUUCGGUGGAGCGAUGAAAUGAAAGACUUCGUAAGGCAAACCCUCACAAUUGAUGCCAAUGACCGGCCAACUCCGCGGGACAUGCUUUCUCAUCCUUGGAUCAUCAACGUCAUGAAGAAAGAAGUACUCAUGUCAAGGUGGAUCGGUGAGGUUUGGGGCUGGAAGAAUGGGCCUCCGAAGGUUACCGGAUCAUAA
Molecule: messenger RNA, 1098 nt
Organism: Coniophora puteana RWD-64-598 SS2
Lineage: Eukaryota; Fungi; Basidiomycota; Agaricomycetes; Boletales; Coniophoraceae
Product: kinase-like protein
Exons: 5
Coding region: 1-1098 (365 amino acids)
Biological process (GO): regulation of fungal-type cell wall organization; cell integrity MAPK cascade; protein phosphorylation
Molecular function (GO): ATP binding; MAP kinase kinase activity
Source: RefSeq, a predicted model, not a curated record